AUGGUGGAGGAGGGAGGCAGCUUUGGGCUCAGUGCCUGGUGUGGGACCCAGCUUCAGUGGUGGCUGCGUUGCCGAGAUCAGCCCAGCGAGGACUCAUUGCUAAGAUUUUAUAUCAAGGUACCUUUGUACCUUAGACGACACCAGAAUAUACAGGAAAUAGAGAAGGGGCAGAAAAAGCUGGUCCCUGUAAGCCCCAUUCAUUCUGAGGGCACCUGUGGCUGUAACCUCUGCCUGCCUGAGGGCUGCUCAAUCUCCAUGGCGGCUUUCUCUAGCCCCUUGGCUUGCCAUCAGCCCUGCUCCUCCUGCGUCCGUCCACGCUGCCUUAGCAAGGCUGCCACAGCAACCAACAUUCCACCAGCAGCUGUGUACAAAGCCCGAGAAUUGCUGACUUCCUUUGAGAAAGAACAAUUCCAGGUUUUGAUGGAGCAGAAGUUAGUUUCCAAAGCAAAGAGAUUCUGGAGUACUCCAACUCCUGAAGUUGAAUGGAUUUUAUCACAAGUUAAAAAACAUGCUUUGGAGAACAGAGAGCUGGUGGUGGAUAUACUUCUGGAUGAUGGGUUCCUUAUUCCAACGGAGGAGCAGCUGAAAUUUUUAAACAUUGACUGCCCAGGAGAGUUUGUAGAUUUGUCAAAUCCUGGAAUUCCUCGAACGUUCUGUCGCUUCUGGCAGCCUCUUUUUAAGUGCCUCCACACUCGAUAUUUCACACCAGUGCUGCUAGAAAAGCUGUUUGCUGAACUGAAGCUUUGCUGUGACACCUCAGGCCUGAGGAUACAGUAUGUUACGGGCUGGAUCACAGAGAUACUUGCAGCCAAUGCAAAAGCAGGAAAAAGAUUGAAAGGUUUACCACGCAGCCAGAAAAUAAAAAGAAGCAUGUGGCAGUUGUUUUUAUUUCAAUGUCCACUGGACUGGCACGAUCUUCUAGAAAGCUGUCUUGCUGCACCAUGCCAGGCUACACCUCAUCUUCUUCAGCAGAUUUUAACUGAUAUGGACUCUCCAUUACCCAUUUCCACACAACAGAAACUGCUCCAGCUGUGUUCUAUAUAUAUUCAGGAGCCAGGAUCUUUCAGUGUUUCUGACUUUCCUGUUGGCCAUGGCCAGUUACCAGUGUACACUGUGGAAAAUCUCCAACUGAAGAGUGGAAUUGAGUCUCCAAAUGAGUUGACUGAUAUGGCGCACAUGGAGUUUAGAAAGAACAUUGAGCCAUUGAUGAUCCCCACCUCUGGUGAGGAAAUGGCACAAACAGUCAAUCUUGAGAUGUUGUCUGAAAAGAUUCAAGCACUGGAGGGGUCAGUGUGGCAGAUAUGCACAGAUCAAAUUGCAUGGAAGGAUUACCCACUAGGUAAAAUACCAGGUCAAAAAGAAGACCCAGAUUGCCUCUUGGUGGACAAUUACACCUUGAUGCCUGUAUUGCAUCAGCCAAUAACAGAGGACAACUUAGAUGAUUUUAAUCCUGCAUUAAGUGCCACAGGAUUACCUUGCGCAGACUCAGAAGGUUUAUGGUGGACUCAGAGUGACCUGCAUAGACUGAAAGCUGGAUUGAAAUUGUUCUAGUGGGGGGAAAAAACUUCUGAUGUUCCAUUAUUUUGCCUUUUGAAGACCUCUACUCCCCUUCCUCUAAAAAAGCGUGUGCAUAUUUAUGGGUACACUUAUGUAUCAAAGACUGAUUUCUGAAGCAUGAAUUUGUCUUUUUUUUUCUGAUGCUGCUAGAAUGGCUGGCUGUAUUUUUCCAAUAUUUACCAUUUCUUUUAAAGUUAAUUCAUUUAGCUGUCAGCUUUGCAGGUCUAAGGGUACAAUGAAAUGAUACUUUACCACUCACGGCCUGCCCUAGAGCUAGUUUCUUUUAAACUAGUAUUGAAGUUUCUAUCAUUAAUUCAGUCAUUUGUGUUUGUCAAAAUUGUAUAAUGUUGUAUGUGUAAACUAGUAAAUGACUACUUUUUUGUUUAUGUUGCAAAAUAAACAACAACCACCUUGUUCCUGUU
Molecule: messenger RNA, 1979 nt
Organism: Rhincodon typus (whale shark)
Lineage: Eukaryota; Metazoa; Chordata; Chondrichthyes; Orectolobiformes; Rhincodontidae
Gene: las1l
Product: LAS1 like ribosome biogenesis factor
Exons: 11
Coding region: 1-1551 (516 amino acids)
Biological process (GO): maturation of 5.8S rRNA; maturation of LSU-rRNA
Cellular component (GO): Las1 complex; preribosome, large subunit precursor
Molecular function (GO): endonuclease activity
Source: RefSeq, a predicted model, not a curated record